AUGUUUUUCCACGUGAUAAAUAACGUGUCAUGUGAUAAGAAGAAAAAUGGCAGCUUGCAGCUUUAAAAAUCUCACUGGAAGAAUCCUUUCAAUUUACGUUUUAUUUUUGUCACCAUUAUUGGUUUCAUCAGUAAUGCAGACCAAUUGUAAACCAGACCAUAAGAUGGAUAAUGCUAGAGUGACCAUUAUAAAUAACACUACAAAACCUGGAGUCUCCUCUUUAGAUCUACUUGUUUCCACCAUAACAGCUGAAUGUUAUACUUGUGAUCUACAGCCUACAAUAGUAGUUAACUACAGUUCUAGUUGUACCAUUCUACUAGACUCUCGAUGGUCAAUGAGAGUGGCAAUUAAAGGUCUCAAUCCUGCGUACAGUACUUCAUCCAGCUGUAGUGAAUUUAAUUUGACAACACAUUUCAAAGAAUAUGGAGAAUACAAUAUAUAUGUAGAGUUAAUGAAAGACAAGAUUAAAUGUAAAGGACCCAUUUUAAUGAACGCUCCAGCUGAUAGCAAUAUACCUAUAUACAUUAUGCUAGGAGGAUUUGUCUUUGCAGCUGCUGUGUUUGUGCUGGGUAUUAAGUUUUAUAGAGGUCACUUGUGCAGUAAGCUUUUGAUGCAGUCUGGAAAUGAACAUCUUAUCGAUCCUAAAAAAUCAAAACAGGAUGUUAAUACUGAUGGUGUUAAAAGAAACUCUUUGAAGGGAAACCAGAUUGGUCUAAGAAAGCGACAAGUAAAAUCAUCUGCCACUAGAGGGCAGAGUAGUUAUGCCUCACAAGACCUUGGUUCAUCACCUGAUCUUGGUACUAUGCAGACCAAUAUAAACCCAACAGGAACUCCAGAAAGCAAAAAACCAAAGAAAGAGAGGCUUAAAUCACUAGAUACAUUUAGAGGAUUGAGUUUAACCAUUAUGUGUUUUGUUAAUUAUGGUGGUGGGGGAUAUUGGUUCUUUAAUCAUUCAGACUGGAAUGGUUUAACUGUAGCAGAUUUAGUAAUGCCUUGGUUUGUAUUUAUAAUGGGGACAUCCAUGGCAUACUCUUACACUAGCUUACUGAGAUCUAACACACCUAAAUAUAAAAUGUUCUUGAAGAUAUUUAAGAGAUCUUGUAUAUUGUUUGUGCUGGGAUUAGUUAUCAACUCAGAGGGCUGCAAUGCUGUUGAACUUACCAAAUUUCGUAUGCCUGGAGUAUUACAAAGAUUUGCAGGAACCUAUUUGAUAACAGCAACUCUGCAUAUGUUCUUUGCCAAAUUAGAAGACGGUCCCAAUACUCCCGUUCGUACAAAUCCAGUUAGAGACAUAACAGAUUAUCCUUUAGAAUGGAUAAUUAAUUUUCUCUUCAUUGGAAUAUAUUAUAUUCUCAUGUUUGGACUUGAUGUUCCUGGCUGUCCUAAAGGAUAUUUAGGACCUGGUGGAUUAUCAGAAAAUAGUAGUCAUUUCAACUGUACUGGUGGUGCAGCAGGAUAUAUAGAUAGAAAAUUCUUUGGCUUAGAUCACAUCUAUCAAAAUCCUACAUCUAAGGAGAUCUAUAAAAACACAAUAGCGUAUGAUCCAGAGGGACUACUGGGAACACUGACAUCAUGUGUUAUAUGUUUCCUUGGACUACAGGCAGGGAAAAUUUUUAUGACAUUUAAAACCAGACAACAAAGAGUAAAAAGACUCCUCAUAUGGGGAUUUGCAUUGUGCUUUAUAGCGGGAAUUCUCUGUAAAUUUAGUAAAAAUGAAGGUUGGAUUCCUGUUAAUAAAAACCUAUGGUCAGUGUCAUUUAUAUUCUGUACUGGAGGAUUUGCCUUUAUUUUACUGACAUUCUGUUACCUGAUGAUAGAUGAAUGGAAAAUCUGGAAUGGUGCUCCAUUUUAUUAUCCAGGUAUGAACUCAAUACUGCUGUAUAUGGGACAUGAACUUUUUCAUCAUAACUUCCCAAUAAGCUGGAGAGUCCCACAACACCAUGGCAGUCUGUUAGCAUUAGACAUUUACGGAACUGCAAUCUGGCUUGUUGUAGCAUUAUACUGUUUCCAUAAAAAUCUCUUCUUUGUUAUAUGAAUGAAUGUUUUGAUAAAGAAUUGUAAUUUUUUGAUAAAAUAUAUACAAAUAUUGAAUAACUGAAAUUUUUGUAAGAAUUUUGUGUUAUUCUUUUUUGAUUUGCUUUCUUGUAUACACAUUUUAAAAAAUUGGUUGUUUUGCUGUUAUUUUUAUAUUCAAUUAUUAUGUACUGAUAAUUCAGAAUCUAAUGUGUGCACUUGUGUGUUUUUUUCUUCAAUAAAAGACAAUAAUGCAGAAUGAAUUGAAUAUAAUCGUGUAGAGAACUGGGGAUUCAUUUAUUUUCAUGGGUACAAAACUUGCCUUUUCGUUGAUAUGUGAUAUUCUAGUUUUGCCAAAGUCUGUGUAAAGCCUAAAAGAAAAUUUGUCAUUUGUUGAACAUUUAAAUUUUUUGGUUCUCCAGAAUCUGUACCCAUGAAACCAUAAAAAUUGGUAUCUAACAAAUAAUAAUGAAUCCACAUUAUUCUUUAAAAAA
This is a messenger RNA of Mytilus trossulus (common blue mussel), 2507 nucleotides long. RefSeq names its product heparan-alpha-glucosaminide N-acetyltransferase-like. Bases 47 to 2035 code for a protein of 662 amino acids. NCBI's taxonomy places the organism in Eukaryota, Metazoa, Mollusca, Bivalvia, Mytilida, Mytilidae. The transcript is spliced from 18 exons. The record is from RefSeq and is a predicted model, not a curated record.